Mercenaria mercenaria is the source of this 1281-nucleotide messenger RNA. RefSeq lists its product as uncharacterized. Gene Ontology annotation, cellular component: membrane. The transcript has a single exon. The coding region runs from base 1 to 1281 and encodes 426 amino acids. Lineage: Eukaryota; Metazoa; Mollusca; Bivalvia; Venerida; Veneridae. The record is from RefSeq and is a predicted model, not a curated record.
AUGUCGGGAUAUUUCUUGACAACACCAAUGAAAAUGUUCAGUGUACUAUCGUACUUAGCAUAUCUAGUAUUUGUUAUAUGGGGUCUAACAUUGUAUGACAUUGAUUCCGUCCAAAUCAGUAAGGUUCUGCCAAAAUCUUACUUCUCUAACUGGAACAAGUACUGGACUAAAGAGUUUAGAAAUGAAUCUAUAAUCCAAUUUGUUGCUAUUCACCCUUAUGGUUACACACACAAUCAAACCAUAGUUUCAGAUUUUGAAAGAAUGAUAAAAACAAAAUCCUACAUGAAAUUCGAUUCCUUCCAGAGUUGGUUUAUAACUUACUCUUCCAGCGAUUAUAUGAACCUCACCACAGAGGAGACAUUCUUUCAAUCUGUUCAAAAAAGUUUUAUUCCAAACAACCCCGUGUUUAAACACGAUCUUGUUAGUGAUGCAAUUAGUGCUCGAGUAAUUACAACAAGAUUCUAUAUGAAGACAAAGCAUGUAUCGUCAACAAAAGCAAUGGUUCAAAUAAAGAAAGACUUGCAAAAACUGGUUAAAGACAUAAAUGAAUAUGUCGAAGAUAUACAUGGUAUUUACAACGAUAAGGCGGUAAACGAGUCCCCGUUCAUAUGGAAAGUUGACGAUGAUCAGUAUUUCAUUGCCCAUUCACCGGAUUUCCUCGCUACAGAUUUGUAUAUGCUUCCACUUUGGGAAAUUCUUCAGAUUGCCGCAGUCCAGGUCAGUCUUUUAUUCUGUCUGUCUGUCAUUCUUAACCCUAGCCUCGGUAUGGCCAUUCAACUUCCACUCUGCUACUUUUCAAUGGUUGGGAGAAUUUUUGGACUUUCUCACUUCUUUGGUGUCUACCUUACCCCUGUACCUAUGAUUGUUUACAUGACUGGCUGUUCUUACAGCACUGAGGUCAUUUCCCACACGUACUAUCAUUUCAUGAAAGCUGAAGGAAUCAACCGAACAGCACGCAUGAAUACAGUCCUUAGUACUAUUUCUCAGGCGAUCUUCCACCCAAUAUUUGGACAGUUCUUAGGUCUGCUUGUUCUUAUCGUUAGUGAGUCCUAUGUAUUUGUCACCGUGUUUCAGCUUACAAUCAUCACCACAGGCUCCUGUGUUAUUCACACAGUUCUAUGGUUACCAACCCUUCUGUCUUUGUUAGGUCCUGGUGAAGACAAAAUACCCGAAGAAUCUCUUAGCAUCUAUAAAGUUGAAUUAGCAACUGUAUCAAAUGACGUUGCUAGCAGUAAUAAUUCAGCUGGUAUUGUAAAUCGUACAUUUGUCAGGAAUAGUUGA